AUCAUGCCGAAGACUUCACCUGACCAACUCACACACUCCUAUACAAUAGGUGGCGAUAUACAAUUAAAUAUUGUGAAACGCCAUUAAUCAGAAGAAGAAGAAGAAGAACUACUAGAAGUGGAAGAAGAAGAGGCGGAAGAAGAAGAAGAAAUAAAAUAAAAAUAAACGUGAAAUGUUACUGGCUAAAUUUAAGUAGGUCGUACAGCAGAACAUAAGCUAGGGAUCAAAGGUCUAGUAUGUAUAUGCUGUGAGUGAUUGGUAUACCAAGAUGCUUCUGUGGAUGGGUCAUGGAGAAAGCGAUAAAAUCAACAGGUUGCAAAGGGAAUGCGUCCCCACUAAAUUAUUUAAGAACUAUACAGAACAGCAAAGAGUGCAGAGCUGUGGGCUUUGUGUUGGUGCAUGCAGGGGCAGGGUAUCAUUCUGAAUCCAAAGCAAAGGAGUAUAAACAUGCGUGCAAAAGAGCCUGUCAGAAAGCCAUGGAGAAGUUGAGAGAUGGCGCCACAGCAGUGGAGGCAGUGACUGCAGCUCUUGUAGAGCUAGAGGAUUCACCAUUCACCAAUGCUGGUACAGGCUCCAAUUUGAACCUGGUUGGGGAUAUUGAAUGUGAUGCCAGCAUCAUGGAGGGAAAAUCAUUAGAUUAUGGAGCAGUUGGUGCUUUAAGCGGAAUCAAGAAUCCAGUAAUGGUUGCAAGAACACUCCUGAAUGAAGCACAGAAAGGGAAGCUUUCAGCUGGAAGAGUUCCUCCUUGUUUUUUAGCUGGAAUUGGAGCACAGCAAUGGGCUAUCAGUCAUGGCAUACCUCCAUGUCCUUCGGAGAAGAUGGCCACCAAAUUUAGUUUGUCAGCCUACAAAAGGAAUAAACGAAAGAUGGAGAUGGCAGAGAAGAUGGAACCAGAGCAUAACUCUUUUAAGAGACGGCGACAAUCAAGUGGAACUCAGGUGAAUGAAAUGGUGGAUUUAGAGGAGCCUGCCUCUCUGGACACAGUUGGUGCUGUUGUUGUGGAUCAGCAAGGGAAUGUUGCAGCCGCUGUCUCUAGUGGAGGUUUAGCUAUGAAACACCCAGGGCGAGUAGGCCAGGCUGCUCAGUAUGGGUGUGGCUGUUGGGCUGAAAAUGCUCAUGAUGCUCGACCUUAUUCUACAGCUGUGAGUACCUCAGGAUGUGGAGAGCAUCUGAUGCGCACCAUGUUAGCUAGAGAGUGCUCCACAGCUAUGCAGGCUGACAACGCUCAUCAGGCUCUCCUGGAAGCUAUGCAAAACAAGUUUAUUGGCUCACCAUUCCUGGCCAGUGAAGAUGGUGUUCUGGGUGGCAUAAUUGUUUUGAGAUGCUGUAGAUGUGGAGAGGACCACAGCUCUGGCAAUUUGCAAGCCUUACUGGUGGAGUUUCUGUGGACUCAUACUACAGAGAGUAUGUGUGUGGGGUACAUGUCUGCAAGUGACAGGAAAGCUAGGGCUCAUAUAUCCAGACUGCCUCCUGGGGCUGUGGCAGGACAGUCACUGGCAAUUGAAGGUGGAGUGUGUCGACUAGGGGUGUGAGUGAUUGAACAGACCUCAAGAUGGCCUCCUUCACUUGCAUCAACACCUCUUUCGGCCACAUAUUGAGUUCCCAUGAACAGCUGCCAAAUGCAAAUUCAGCACUUGGAAUCAACCUUUUUGUCUCCUAAUUUGUCAUGAAAGAAUGAAGAAACAGGCCAUAACUGUCCAUGAAACUACUUAUCGUUCAAUUGUUGAAUUACUUUUGAGCUGGUCAAGCCAGUUUAUUUAUAUAGCACUUUUAAACAACAGACAUUGUCGCAAAGCAGCUUUACAGAAAAUUAAAGACUUUUUAAACGUUUGAGCUAAUUUUAUCCCUAAUAAAUUUAUUUAUCCCUGAUCAGCAAGCCUGUGAUGACAAUGGUGGCAAGGAAAACCUCCCUCAGAUGGCAUGAAGAAACCUUGAGAAGAACCAGACUCAAAAGGGAACCCAUUCACAUCUGGGUGAUAAGAGAUAGCAUGGUUAUAAAUAACUUGCUUCUAUAACUGUGUCCUAUAUAGUCACAAAGUACAAUUGUAGAACCAGAAAAAUCCUUAAAGUUUUAACAUGAAGUUGAUUUUGUUGAAGUUAUCAACUGUUCAUUAAUGGAGACUUGAGUGCAAGACUGUUCAUGACAACUACAGUCCUAAAGUUAUCAUGGCAGCUGUGGUCCUCAGCCAUCAUAGCAAAACUGUGUCAAGAGCCAUCUUCUAAGUGUGUCUUUUGACUGUCCAUAUGGGGCCAUCCUCCAUAGGAGUGAUGUUAUGAGACUCCAGCCAGACAUAGGGCAUUAGGAUGGAUCAGGCAGGUCUGAAGAGCAGAAGAGGCCAGCAUCUCUGGUGUCUCAAGAUCGACAUAACAGAGAGAGACAGACAGAGGGAGAGAGGGAAAAUACAGGUUGUUUGGUAUGCCCGGUGUCACCUAAUGGAUAAGAACAGUGUACAUUUUGCUCUGAAUUCAAGCAGGGAUGCCGGCAAGAAUAAGACAGCAUAAUUAAAAGGGAGAGCACGAAGGGAACACAAACAUGAGGGAGCCCUGGCACAUAAAGCAGCCAGCCUGUGAAAAGGUGCUAUGUAGAAAUGGCAAAUGACUAUAAUUCCUCAAUGGUUAAUGUGAUAUUUUUGACAGCUGCCUUGAAUUAAAGAUUAUAUACUAUAUAAAAACAGUUAUUCCACGAAAUUGAGUUGUAUAUGCGCUGAUGGCCGACAAGGCGCAGAGUGGUGAGUUGGCUAUUAGCCAUGUAUGACUAGAUUGAGUGGAAUAACUUUCAUUCUAUCCACAUUCACUGGAUUUUGAGAAACAGAGCAUUUUUAUUUUUUAUUUUUACAAAUUUGAUAAAUAAAAACUUUAUACAAAGCAUCCGACAAAAUCAUUUCCAUCUCGAAUGUAAA
Molecule: messenger RNA, 2900 nt
Organism: Neoarius graeffei (lesser salmon catfish)
Lineage: Eukaryota; Metazoa; Chordata; Actinopteri; Siluriformes; Ariidae
Gene: tasp1
Product: taspase, threonine aspartase, 1
Exons: 15
Coding region: 288-1532 (414 amino acids)
Biological process (GO): protein maturation
Molecular function (GO): threonine-type endopeptidase activity
Source: RefSeq, a predicted model, not a curated record